Suillus paluster is the source of this 1982-nucleotide messenger RNA. RefSeq lists its product as uncharacterized. Bases 22 to 1869 code for a protein of 615 amino acids. The transcript is spliced from 13 exons. The record is from RefSeq and is a predicted model, not a curated record. Lineage: Eukaryota; Fungi; Basidiomycota; Agaricomycetes; Boletales; Suillaceae.
CGACCUUCUCGACUCCAUAUCAUGCCUAGAGAAUACAUUCGCAUGUUCAUCUCCUGGUUGAGGCUCAUUGUCAGGAACACCGCAUUUCGGUCAUAUGCGAGUGUUCUCUCUGGCCUCCUGCGACUGUUCCGACACUGUCAAGCCGUCAUUGGUGGAAAAGAGAGGGCUUUUCAAGAACCGGUCUUAGCGUUGAGCUCCCAGCCAACCGACCAAGACAAGCCGACUUCUGUGACCCUCGCGGUCCCAUCAUUUGGUGCACCUCUACAAAGCCAAGGGUCGAACGCUGUAGCUUCGAAUGCCCAGUCUCCUCAGAAUUCUUAUGCGCCAUGGACAUCAAGCUCUAUGCCCGAGCCUAGCAUCACGGGUGUUGCCACACCACUGUAUCCUGUGGUGCCAAAACAAUCCUCUGAUAUCACUCUAAUUCCCAUUAUACCUGGACAGAUCAAGCGAUACGAGAGGAUUGAAUUUCAAGAUGAGAAUCAAUUGUAUGAGGUUCAGAAAGGUCCUUUGGACUGGUCAGACGCAUUGACUUCGGUGUCGGGAUGGGAACCGCUCACGCAUCCAGAAGGCGCUUUGUUUUUCUAUCACUCAAAUCAUAGGGUUUUUACUGAUGUGAAUGUUCGAACCGACGAAAUCGCAGUCAAAAUGGGUAAGAUUGCUGAGAAGGCGUACGCAGAAGCGCGCGACGCAGGCAUAAUCUUGCAUCCAUCCGUCGAGCUAGUGUUGGAGCUCAUGGAGGAGGAUGGCAAAGAGAUAUGGGGCUACUACUUUGCCGAUCACGAUAGACGUGUCAUUUUCUGGUUCCAAGUCCACAGGUCUAGUGAUCUCAUGGGUAACGUCCGAGGUGUUAAGUGCAACAACCACGUCAGGUAUGCACUAGAAUCCCAGUACUGGGUACACAUUGAACUAUAUCCGAACAAACGCUUCCUUCCGACGGAUGUUGUCGUGAGACUCAAGGAAAUAGUCAUGUAUAUUCAGGCAGACAAUAUCACUUCUGAAACAUGCUUAGCACCUUUUUCUUCAGAUGAGGUUGCAAGUAUGCUCAGCCUUAUGGAUCCUCUUAUGAGCAGUACUAACAAGGAGCAUGAGCAUUCUGUGUGGAUCGUCGCUCGAUUUAUGGGAGAAUUUACCAACGCCAAGUUUGUGAAUUUCUGUGGACAACCGGGUGCCCGGCUUGACGCAGACCAAUCGUUAUACCGAGAUUCCAUCAUCUACUCGAAAAACAUCCUCCUUCGCGUCAUGAAUGUUAUUCUGUUUGGAACCCCUGAUGCUCAUAACAAGGCUCUUCACAAGAUAUGGGUCGAUCAUAUCGUCGUUCAGCCGCGGUGGAAGAAUUUUAUCAACAGGCUCAACAGCGAAUGGAAUGGAUACACGAUAUUCUCUACCGUGAUGCUUGCUGUAGAUAUCAGCUUUCUGGCGGUCCCAUCCGUUCAGAACCAAACGCCUGCGAUUCUUGUAUCAUAUCUGUCUGCCUUCUGUGCCAUGGGCUCGCUCGUGGUCUCAUUGGUCUUGGCUGCACACGUCAAUGACAGCCGGCGAGACUCCGCUAAAAGCGUGGCCUCGUUCAUGUCAGGAAUGUCACGUUCUAUGCUCGGUCUCGAAAGCCUUGCCCUCAUGCUUAGUCUGCCGUUUGCUCUUCUGAUUUGGGGAAUGAUAUUAUUUGCUGCAGCAUUGUCCAUCGUGAUUUUCCGCACUUCUGAUAUUGUCACCAUCUCGAUUGUGUCUCCUAUUUGGGCCGUUAUAAUUGUUCUGGCAACGUGGCCUGCACUGGCUGCCAAUGAUAUUCACAUUUCUCACCUGAGUACCUGGGUCACAGAACAGGUGUCGCGUUCUAGAUCCUCGCGGGUCGCCACCAGGUCUCAUGCCUGAUCUGAUGUAGCUUGUCGUGAUUGCAAGGGAUUUGUGUAACUUGUAUAGUUGUAUCUGGUGUUUUGGUUGUUUUAUAUGAUACCUAUUUCCUCCUGGAUAUUCAUACGCAGGAC